Molecule: messenger RNA, 3246 nt
Organism: Drosophila rhopaloa
Lineage: Eukaryota; Metazoa; Arthropoda; Insecta; Diptera; Drosophilidae
Gene: LPCAT
Product: lysophosphatidylcholine acyltransferase
Exons: 8
Coding region: 291-1889 (532 amino acids)
Molecular function (GO): calcium ion binding
Source: RefSeq, a predicted model, not a curated record
UUUGCAAAACGCAGUUUGUUGUUGUUCCGCUCGCGAGCGAAUCCAAUAACUAUACUAUGGGAAUUCAGUUUACGGGAUUUUAGUUUAUCUAUGGCACCGCUUGGUACGCGAAUAUAAAACCAAUUGAAAUUAAAAACAAAAAACACUCGAAAAUCAGAGCUUGGAAACCAGUCAAGUCCAGUAAAGGCCGAACCAUCAUUGUUAUUAUUAUUUUUUUUUUAACCGCUGUGCGGGAGUGCGUGGUGUGAUUAAAGUGAAAGAAAGAAGUGAAUUAAAAAAAAAACGAGGCAAUGACAACGUCGACAAUUAAGCCAACGGGCGGCGAAGAAGUGCCGCCGGCGGGGGUGGUGGGCGGUGUCGGUGAUGUGGGAGUGGCCGCCAGCCUGUCUAAACGCGAUUCCGAGGAGGAUACGUGGGCCUCCAAGGGUUAUAACUACAUAAAUCCGUUCGUCCAUCGCAUCGAAAUCGACAGUCACAUUGAGGUGGCCAAGAUCUAUGUGCUGACAGUUCUCCUGCUGCCCAUCCGCGUGGUGGGCUGCGUUCUCUCCCUGAUCUCCGCGUGGAUGUUCGCCUGCAUUGGUCUCUAUGGAAUGACGCUGGAUGAUCUCAAGGAGAAGCCCCUUACCGGCUGGCGGAAACAAAUGCAAUGCAUGACGGCCCGUGGCAUGCGAAUGGUGUACACCUUCGGAUCGUUCCACUACGUGACCAUGAAGGGACGAGCGGCGACGCCGAAGGAGGCACCGAUCCUGGUGGUGGCGCCGCACUCCUCCUACGUGGACUCCAUCCUGGUCGUGGCCAGUGGCCCGCCCUCGAUAGUGGCCAAGCGGGAGACGGCGGACAUCCCGCUGCUCGGUCGCAUCAUCAACUAUGCCCAGCCCAUUUAUGUGCAGCGCGAGGAUCCCAAUUCGCGACAGAACACGAUCAAGGAUAUUGUGGACAGAGCUCGCUCCACGGACGACUGGCCGCAGGUGGUCAUCUUUGCCGAGGGCACCUGCACCAAUCGCACGGCCCUGAUCAAGUUCAAGCCUGGCGCUUUUUAUCCGGGUGUGCCCGUGCAACCGGUGCUCUUAAAAUACCCAAAUAAAUAUGACACCUUUACAUGGACCUGGGAUGGACCCGGAGUGUUACGCCUUCUCUGGCUGACGAUGACGCAGUUUUAUAACCGGUGCGAGAUCGAGUAUCUGCCCGUGUACACGCCUUCGGUGGACGAAGUGGCUGAUGCCAAUCUGUAUGCCAACAAUGUGCGGGAGGUGAUGGCCAAGGCCCUAGGAGUACCCACCUCAGACUAUUCCUUCGAGGACGUAAUCGUGAUGAGCCGGGCCCGCGACAUGAAGAUUCCCUUCCCCGGCGAUAUCGUGGAGAUCGAGCGGACCAUCGAGAAGCUGGGUCUGAUUGAGAGCCAGCGGGAUGCGGAGCUGUGCAAGGGAUUCCUCCGGGUGUCCAACACGGACAGGAUGGACAUUAUUACGUUUGCCGAGCUGCUCAAGGUGGACCUCAAGAACACCGAUCUGCACAAGCUGUUUGCUCUGCUCGAUCACCGCCGCAUGGGCACAGUGAAUUUGAAGAGCUUCCUGCUGUGCUCCCUCUUCUGCAAAUUAAAAAACUCAGAUCUGUUGACCUUCCUGCGUGCCUUGAUCCACCUUUAUAGCGAAUCUAGUCAGCAAAUCGAUAGGGAGAGCUUUGUACGGUUAAUGAGACACGCUGGUGGCAAGCUUAAUGAACAAAAGGCCCAGGCGCUCUUCUUUGCGCUGGAUACAGACAACCUGGGCUAUGUCUCCUUCGAUUCCUUUGUGGAGCACACGGAGAAGCAGAAAUCAAGCUAUAAAUUCCUCUACCACAAAUCGGAGCACAUAAGGCGAUCCAAGGCGGUCACAACGCCCACCAAUUGAAGAGAAAGCACAUUUUUGUGCAUUUCACAGGAAAUUUAGUGAAGCUGAAAGAUGAGGAGUAACCAAGAGAAAAACCCAACCUAAGCAGAAAGUUCAACUGUCGAGUGUAUAUUUUUAAUAUUUAUUUAUCGUGUAACGCGUGUCCUGGCACCCAUAUAUUGUAAUUAAUAUAAUUUAUAUUAUUAUAACCAUAGUUUCUUGUAAACAAUGCUCAGAGCACAGAGAUCCGGAUCUGAUUGCGCUAAGCUUUGUUAUUAUUUAUACUCGGACUCAAACGCAAGUCAUUUCAUCUUUGUGAUUUUUAUUAUACACACUUACGUUAUAUAUACACUUAAAUAUAAAGCAUAUAUACCCAAGUAUGUAUCUUAUGUAGAGGCAGGCAAAGCAACCAUCAAGCCCUUGAAUAUUUCCUAUUUCCAUGGCCAAAAAUCAAGAGAAACCGCAAAGAAUUGUACGGCAAUCCGUAGGUAUAAGAAAUAACAGAAGACCCAGCCAAUGAAGCUCUCCUUUGAUACGUCUCACAGAACACUACCAAGACCACACAGAACAAUGGAACUGCGAUCGAAAACGAUAAAGACCACCACUAACCAACCAAAACUGAACAACCACCAAGCACACUAAAUGAAAUCGUAUUGACCAACCAUCUGUAAACUAUUAAUGAUCAACUAGGAAGAUUUAUUCCACAUCUAUAUGGUAUACAAAACUAAGUCACAGAAUUGCUUUCUAAAUUCCCCUAAUCUCAACUUAAUUAUUGUUGUACGAUCCAUUAUUUAAGACUUGUUAAUCAUAUGCAAUGUACCACACGUGAUUGUAUCAGAUAUGGAUAUUACAAUUUGUCCUACCUAGGAAUAUUUCUAAAUAAUUUCACGAUUGUAAGAUUUUUGCUUUGUUCUUGAUAACACUUCAGUUCAAUGUUUCCUGAAAGCAACUGAUCAGUCAUUUAGUUAUCGAACAUUUCUUGUGCAUUUGUAACCUACACGCAAACUUAUCUAGACUUUAGACCAGCACCUGGCACGGAGAGCAGAGAUCUAUGUAGAGCACAGCCUGUACUUAAGUCAAACACCUUGGGCACACACUCCCCACACACAGAGUCUGUUCUAUAUGUUAUUGAAUUCAAAAGAGAGUCUGCAAGAGGAACGCAGGUCUUUCGAAAUUUAUUACAAUUUCGAAAGGGCAAAAAGGAGGGAAACUCCGUAGUUUUUACAUUUUGAGAGAAACUAAACCUAAGCUAAAAGAUCUAAUUUAUGUGCUAUUGUAAUAGAUAUUAUUAGCGCCCUAAGCCAGCACCGAGAGCAAACCCAAAUCGGCUGAGAAAUCUGCUCAAAAAUAUAUAUAUGUGUGUACGAUUUUAAAGCCA